Molecule: messenger RNA, 3036 nt
Organism: Seminavis robusta
Lineage: Eukaryota; Bacillariophyta; Bacillariophyceae; Naviculales; Naviculaceae
Source: the annotation of a GenBank genome assembly
AUGAUGACCCCACGCCGAGGGAUUCCUCAAGUUGAUUCGCUUGCAGCAAUCAUAGAAGAUGGCGCCACUCCCCGCUCCCGUUCCAGGGGCCCCAUGACUCCUCGCCACGACAAGCCCCAGGUCAAUUUACAUACAGCUCCACCAAGGCAUCCACCACCCAGGUCGUCUUCCAAAAAGAAACAUCGCAAGCAACAUAUUCCCUAUGACGAAAUGGACGAAGCUUCUAAAGAAGCGCAUAUCGUCCAAAAGAUUGAACUGGCAAUCAAGAAAUCAAAGUCGGAGCGAAAAGCAUCCACCAGGUCUCAAGCUUCUGGGCCCAAGCGACGGGACCAUGAACCCAAUACACCGGCUCAGCAUCACCGUCAGUGGCCCGAAGAUCAGGACGAGAAUUAUCAGAUGAACAAGUCUGGUGGAGGAGGCAAUCAAAGAGGCAGACCCAGGCGGUCCGGCUCCAACAAAUAUAAAGUCAGUCGGCACAGACCCAAACCCGCCCUAGAAGCUCCUAGAAUGGACCCUGAACGGCUAAAGUCUAGUUUGAUGGAUCUAGAUGAGCAAAUGGAACACUUCUCUGAAAUAGAUGGGGUUGUAGACGACAAAAGGGGAUUCCAGAUUGAUGUGGACGAGCAGUGGCUCUCCAAUACCUUUUCGGAUCCGACAUUGGAUACCUACGAACACAAUCAUUUCUUUGGCCAAGACAAGCGUCUGGGCAUGCUGGAUCCCCAGCGCAUUCAGUGUGGCCCAGGAGGGGCGUCAACCGCAGAUUCGUCCAGGAGUGCCAAGGAACCGGAUGCGGUGUCCAGUAUCAUUGACCGCAUCUACGAGAAGAAGGAGCAGACGGGCAAGACUUACACGCGCAAAUCAAACCACCAGGCCAAAGAGAAAAAAGACCAAAGGAAAGGGAAUACGAACCAUGGGAAUGCGAAAGAAGAGCCUCCGAAAGAGCUCAUCAGUUUUGAUCACUAUGAAGAUGAUGACGGGUACUACUACGAAGAUGAAGAGGAUGAAUACCCGAUUUAUCCGGGCUCGAGGCCACCGCCUCCUAGACCCGCCAUGCCAGAUGUUCCAAUCAGUAUGAGCAUGAAUAUGCCAUCUCUUAUUGGAGCUGGCAAUCACAACAAUAACAACAAAGAAUCUUCCGGGGCGCAGCAUUCACUCAGUUCCUUGCAGGCACAACUGGAUGAAAUCAACCAGUUGCAUCGGGAUAUUCAGCGCCAGCAAGACCUCAUUAAGCAAGUGACUCAACUCUCUUCCCGUGAAGCUAACCAUCAGCACAUUCGGCCGAAUCCUCAUGAAACGAGUGCCAACGUGUAUCAGAGGGAGUUGGCCCGUCAAGCCCAGGCAGAAUUGUGCCGCAUGGAGCUGGUCCAGAAGUCCAUGAUGUUGGAAAAGCAAAUGGACAUCUACCGACGUAAUCAAGAGGAAUGGAAUAAGGUCAGAGACUUGGCGAUCAAGGAAGAAGAAAACAGAAGAAAGAUUGUUGAAAAGGCAAAGGAGGUCUGGCAAGCUGAAAUGAGGACGAAGCUUUCGUCAGAACACAACGACAAAUACGCCAACGAAAACUACGCCAGUGACAAGUUUGGAAACGGCGGCGGCGGUGGUGAUACCGGUAUCCUUCCUCGCAUCGUUGAGGGGAAUUCUAUCCUUGAGGGAACUUCUGGAUCUAAGGAGUCUGAAUCCAAAGCGCUUUCCAAGGCAUCUACCGAAUCAAGCAAAGAAUCAGCUCAACAACAACCCCUGAGCUCUGAAGAUACUGAUGACGCGCCAUCGCUCUAUGAGAAGGUUGCCCAGCUGAACAAGCGGGCCAUGAUCACAGAAGAAGACCAGAAGAUCAUCGAGGCGGAGAUUCUUAGAGAUUUGCACCGAGAGCUGUCCAAACAAGUUGCCGAGAAGAAACUGGUGCAAAAGCCACUAUUCUUCUCUGAAAGAAUGCGAGAAAGUUGGAGUGGCAAGCAAUAUUUCAACCCCAGUAAGCCCAUUGAUCAAGUCACGGCAGAGUUGACUCGUCAAAUUCAUGAACUGAAUCUCGAAAUGGCCCCUAGCAACCAGUCGUUGAGGCGCGGUAGGUCCCGCCGACGAAAGAAAGAAAGCUCGGACGGUGCAAAGCUCAAAGGUCUUUUCAAGUCCAGAACCAAGGAUGCCAAGUCCCCGGUCCGUUUUCCUCGCAGUCAUACAACAAAGCACGAUGCCGUCGAAGAAGAAGAUGCUGAUGAUGCCUAUGACAAUGAACAAGAGAAUGAAGCACCUGCCAUCCCAGCUGCUGGUCAAGCGGCAAAAGGAGAAGUGUUUGGUUGCUAUCCAAGUCUACACCAGGGAGCAAGACAAGACGUAAUGCGCAAGAAGAAGAAAGGCAUUCUAAAGUCACUACCAAGGCUUCGGAAGAAAAAGAACAAGGCAGAAAAGGAGCCCGAAAUCCAGCCCGAAAUGGCUGAAAUCCCUUCCAGUGAUAAAAAGUCGAAACUCAAACCAGCCGACGACAGCAAAGAAAUGCUGCAAAUGGAGCCAUCCGACGAUGUUGAUGUUGAACACGACGAAGACGAAGUGGAAAUGGAGAUGGAAGAGUAUCUGAUGAACCAGGAAUCCAAUCCGUCACUUGUCAGGAGACAGCCCUCUUCAACAGCUCGAUCUACGACCUCAGCAAGAGGGCGUAUCCCAAGUGCCACCUCUUCGCAAUCGACCCAAUGGACAUCCAACAAGGUUUACAUAGGCGUGGAAGGCGAUGCUAUUGAGGCCAUGUCGUGUUCGUCCAAGAAUAUGAAUGCUUCGCCUGGCAGUUCUAAGGGUCACGGUUCCCGCGAUUCCCAUGAUCGCUACAGAACAAGUCACGGAGAGGAGCUGGUUGUCUCCUCGGGAAGAUCGCACUCGAAGAAACGCACCACAACCAGCAGCAGAAGCAGCAAGGAAGCAGCCAUGAGAAGUAGCCACCAUGCGGAGGACGAACCUUCUAUUUUCGAGUUUCUCGAAGUCCAAUACUACCCCCACGAUGAAGUCGAGGCCCCGCUGGACGAGAUAGAAGCCGACGCCCACAGAGGCUACUAG